Messenger RNA from Pollicipes pollicipes, 1195 nucleotides. Its product is annotated as glycine-rich cell wall structural protein 1.0. The transcript is spliced from 4 exons. Lineage: Eukaryota; Metazoa; Arthropoda; Thecostraca; Pollicipedomorpha; Pollicipedidae. Bases 98 to 1195 code for a protein of 365 amino acids. The record is from RefSeq and is a predicted model, not a curated record.
GCCAGUUUGACGAAGGCAGGCCGCUUGGUGGGGUUGUGCUGUCUGCUGGGAGUUCUCGUGCAGACGAAGGAGCCGCCGGCGGUCGCGGGGCGCGGCCAUGAUGCACCACGCGCUCCUGCCGGCCGCGCUGCUGACCCUGACCCUAGGUCACCUGACGGGCGGCGCGGGCCGCGACCGGUAUUGCCGCGACUCGCUCGGCUACAUCUACCACUGCGACGACGACAGCUGGGGCUCCGGCAGCACGUGGAACAGCAUGUACGGCACGGGCGGCUACAUGGACACUGCACGGAGCGUGGGUCAGGGGCGGGUCACGCCCUGGAUGGCCGGAGGCGCUCAGCUCAGCUGCGACUUCGGUCGCGACAGUCGCCUCGGCCCUGGCCAGGUGGUCACGGACAUCAUUUGGAGGAAGGUGGAUGCGGACUUUGGCGGUGGCUACGGAGGAGGAGCCUUCUACGACAGACGUUACGACAACAACGGCUACAAUGGCUACAACGGCGGUUUCUCCAGCGUCGGCAACUCUAACAACGGCUUUGCCGGGGGCUACGACAGCUGGUACAACGGAGGCGGUUUUAACGGAGGCGGCUACGGCAACGGGUUCACCAAUCUCGGGAGCUCCAGUGUCGGGCUUGGAGGCGGCUACGGCGGCGGCUACAUCGGAGGAGGCUACAACGGAGGCUCCUACAGCAGUGGUAGCGGCUGGAGCAGCUCCGGCGGUAACUACGACACUGACUACUAUGGCGACAGCGGGCGCGGCAGCUUCAGCGGCGGCUACCCCUCCAGCGUGUACAACCGCGACGACUACAUCGGCCCCAGCGGCAACGGCGGACUGGGCGCGGCUGUAUCCACGAGCUUCGACCCCGGCCCAAGCUUCAGCUCCGGCCCGGGAUACAGCUCCAGUCCCGGCUUCAGCUCGGGCCCCGGCUUCAGCUCCGGUCCUGGUUUCAGCUCCGGUCCAGGCUUCAGCUCUGGCCCCGGCUUCAGCUCGGGCCCCGGCUUCAGCUCCGGCUUCGGCCCCGGAUUCGGCGCGGUGACGGACCUCGUCUUCAUGGAGGUGGAGGUGAUGCCGGACGGAGCGGGCAGGCGCGGGGGCGGUUUCUACCGCAGCGCCCUCACCAAGGCUGAGCCCGACCGGGUGGUGAAGGAGGGGGCGGAGGAGAACGUCCGAAGGCUGGUUGCCAACAACAGGGUGGAGUGA